AGGACUUCUAUGCUCCAUGCACUGUGCUCUGUUAGAUGCGUGGCUAUAAAAUUGUGAAAAGGAAGGCUUUUCUGGUAGCAAAAGGGUUAAGUUCUUUUUGCUUUACCAGUUUCAAAUUACAAUGAGAAGCCUCUUCUUUCCCAGCAGGGUUGUGCUUACAUUACUCUUUAGAUCUCCCUUGAAGAGGGCUGGUAUAUUUGUGCCUGCUGGAGGUGGAAUUAACAGUUAGAAGGAGAAAGGGAGUGAAUGAACUUACAGGAAGGUUUUCAAGUAAAUUCAGGGAAACACAUUUACUUGAAUAGUACAACCUUGAGUCUUAUUUUACACUAAGACGACACAAAAGACGUUAAAGUUAUCACCAAGCUGCCGGACCAAUAUAUAUUCCAACACCAAGGUGCAGAUCAGCAUAGAUCUGUGAUUCAGAAAUCAGGAUUUGUCUUGGAAAGAGCUCAAGGGUUGAGAAGAACUCAAGAGCAAGUGAAGAUAACUUUGGGAACUACAGUUUAUCAGAAGAUCAACUUUCGUUGAUUCAAAUACCAAAGGCCUGAUUAGCAUCAAUCCAUAUAGGAAUGCAUAGGUCAUCUGAUCAAAUACUAUUAGCCUUCUUCUGCUACAUCAAUGCAGGAAAAACUCUUACCAACUGUGGAUAAUUGGAAAUCCAAGUUUCAGCUUUCUUAGAAAUAACUACUCUUGACAUAUUCCCAAAUAUUUAAAAUAGGACAGGAAAAAUCAGUGAGGAUGUUAUGUUCAGAAAUGUCACUGUCAUGAAGAAUAGGUAAAUUUGUUUUUUCAGCUACUGGGAAAGCAUACCUCCUAGGAACUUAAGAUUUUUUUUUUUUUUUUUAAGAGGACAAGAAGGACUAAAAAUAUCAACUUCUGCUUUUGGACAAAAAUGCAUCUGACUAUAUUUCUACUUAGGAGUAUUGUGGGUUUCCUCUGGAGCUGCUGGGUUCUAGUGGGUUAUGCAAAAGGAGGUUUGGGAGACAAUCAUGUUCACUCCAGUUUUAUUUAUAGAAGACUACGGAACCACGAAAGACGGGAAAUACAGAGGGAAAUUCUCUCUAUCUUGGGUUUGCCUCAUAGACCCAGACCAUUUUCACCUGGAAAGCAAGCUUCCUCUGCACCUCUCUUUAUGCUGGACCUAUACAAUGCUAUGGCCAAUGAAGAAAAUCCCGAAGAGUCGGAAUACUCAGUGAGGGCAUCCCUGGCAGGAGAGACCAGAGGAGCAAGAAAAGGAUACCCAGCCUCUCCCAAUGGGUACACUCGUCGCAUACAGUUAUCUCGAACGACUCCUCUGACCACCCAGAGCCCACCUCUAGCCAGCCUACAGGAUACCAACUUUCUGAAUGAUGCUGACAUGGUCAUGAGCUUUGUCAAUUUAGUUGAAAGAGACAAGGAUUUUUCUCACCAGCGAAGGCAUUACAAAGAAUUCCGGUUUGAUCUGACUCAAAUUCCUCAUGGAGAAGCAGUGACAGCAGCUGAAUUCCGAAUAUACAAGGACCAGAGCAAUAGUCGAUUUGAAAAUGAAACAAUUAAGAUUAGCAUAUAUCAGAUCAUCAAGGAAUACACAAAUAGGGAUGCAGAUCUGUUCCUGUUAGACACAAGGAAAGCCCAAGCUUUAGAUGUGGGUUGGCUUGUCUUUGAUAUCACUGUGACCAGCAAUCAUUGGGUAAUUAAUCCACAGAAUAAUUUGGGUUUACAACUCUGUGCAGAAACAGGAGAUGGACGCAGUAUCAAUGUAAAAUCCGCUGGUCUUGUGGGAAGACAUGGGCCUCAGUCAAAACAACCGUUCAUGGUGGCCUUCUUCAAGGCAAGCGAGGUACUUCUUCGAUCCGUGAGAGCAGCUAACAAACGGAAAAAUCAACACCGCAAUAAAUCCAGCUCUCAUCAGGACUCCUCCAGAAUGUCCAGUGUUGGAGAUUAUAAUACAAGUGAACAAAAACAAGCCUGUAAGAAGCAUGAACUCUAUGUGAGUUUCCGGGAUCUGGGAUGGCAGGACUGGAUUAUAGCACCAGAAGGAUAUGCUGCAUUUUAUUGUGAUGGAGAAUGUUCUUUUCCACUCAAUGCUCACAUGAAUGCCACCAACCAUGCCAUAGUUCAGACUCUGGUUCAUCUGAUGUUUCCUGACCACGUACCAAAGCCUUGUUGUGCUCCAACCAAAUUAAAUGCCAUCUCCGUGCUGUACUUUGACGACAGCUCCAAUGUCAUUUUGAAAAAAUACAGAAAUAUGGUAGUGCGCUCAUGUGGCUGCCACUGAUGUUAAGUAGUAAUGGUAACAAGAAGAAGAUCUGUAUUAAGGUUUAUGACUAUAAUAAAAAGUAUGCUUUCAGACAAGAAGGGAAUUUCAUAAAAUUAGUCUGGUUCAUUUCAUCUCUGUACCUAUGUACAAUAUUGUGUAUAUAGUCACUUUUAUUUAUUUAAAGGUAUAUAUUCUCCUUUGUGGAUGCCUUAUCAAUAAAAUCUAUUUCAUAGGUCUGUUACACAAUAGAUAGCCUGGUGUAACUUUCAAUGGGCUAUGCUAAGUCCAAUUCAAUUCCAUUUCAACAUUUUUUCUAAUACGAUUUUUUUAUAAUGUUCUGAAAUUAGUCAGAACUCCUUUGCAUGUUAAUCACUGGUGAAGGAGAUUGAAUGCAUUUGGUUAUGUUGUGCCAGUGAAAACUGAUAGGAUAUUUAUUUAGAAAUAAAACUAAAAAAAAAAAAAAAAAACCCAAACAAAAAUGCUUGGAUAAACACAAUUUUUCUUUCAGAGUUUCUGCUUCAUUAGAUAAAAUGAAAUGUUGACCUGGAUUUGAAUAAAUAAGCUGUAGGCAGAACAUAGAGGCUGAAAGAUUACACAUAAUUGUUAUAACUGUUUGCUUUAACAGAGUUGGUGUAACUGGAGGAGCAUGUUCCUUCUUGGCUUGUGUAUUGUAGAUUUUGCAAAGCGCUCAAAGCUUCAGGAAUUCUGUGGAGACAGGCUUGAGCCUGUGUCCAUAACUUUCCAAGUUAACACUAAAAAAUUGUAGUACAACCUUCUUACCUCAAAUAAAUCAUGUCUGCCUAUUAUCUAGAACACUACUGCUGCAGAUUUUUUUCAGAUUUAAAAACAGUCCAAAAUAAAGAAACAUUUACAUGCGCUCUACUUCCCUCCCCACAGACAAGAGUCACUGCAUUCAUAAAACAUAGCGCGCAAAGAUGCCGACAGAGCCAUUUUCUUUAGCUCUCCUUUAUAACUGAGUUUGCUGAUUGAUGUGAUGCAAGGGAUUUUAUUUAGGGUAAAAGCACUGAAACUAAAGUGAAGGAAAUUACCAAAAAUCCCAGAAUGGCUUUGACAGAAUUGCCAUUUCGAAAGAACAGCUGAAAUCCAUUUUUCAUAUCUUUGAGAACGAGCUCAAUGAAAACCUUAUUUUGUAAGAGGAUUUUGUAAACCUUCCUCCAAGCACAAAUAAUUCCAAAUGGGAAGGUUCUGUUGUGUGUAUAUGCAUGUGUAUUCUUCCCUCUGAAAUUAAUUUAUUUUCUUUCUUUGCCUUCUAAGGCUUUUCUUUAACACACAUUAACUUUCGGAAGAAUGGCAUUUAGAUGGAUUACUUGCAAUUUAUGGUGGCUCCACGGUUAAGCUUAUUUACAGCUCAUCUAAAAUAUUCAUAAAGCACCAUUUAUUAAUCACAUUUUUGGACUUUUCAAAUAAAACUUAUAUCAGAAAUAGCUUCAAAAAUAUUAUGGUUUUUGUUUGUAAUUCAGGUAUAUUACAAUGUUGUUUUAAAAUACAGUUUAUCAAAGAAAAUUUGAUAAUAACUAUAUUGGGGGGUACAUUAAGUAAUAUAUUUUUAAAUAAAUAGUGUACCAUUGUAAGAAUAAGAAACGGAAGUCUAUUAUAUGAUUCUUCAAAUGUGCUGUUUAAAUAUAUUUCUAUAUUUUAAAAUAUAUUAAACUUGUGAUGUUAGUUUCUACUGAUUUGGCUCUUUAUUUAAGAGGGAUACAAAAAUGUAAGUAUGUCAUACGCUGAGACUCUAAGAAUAUCAGAUGUAAAAUGUUGGUGGAUUACAUGAUUCCUUAUGUUGUUUUUAAUUGCCAAAACUGGUUUUUGUGUUUUUAAUAAAUAAUCCACUGUUAAAUGGAUAAAGCAACAAUCCAUGAAUUAAAUAUCUUCUUAAUCUGCCCAAACAACAAAGAAAUUUUUAAAAUAGCAAAAAUGAUAAGGAUGGAAAAUUAUCUCACUUGUUCUUUUUCACUUGAGAGGAAAUAAUUGGCAUCAGUAUUUUCAUAAUUUUUCAGACUAGGUAUAUGACUGUAUAUACAUAUAUGCACAUAUGCUCAGUUAAAUUAUUCUCAAAUAGCUAUAACAGUAUAUUUGUAGUAUUACUUUGGUAAUACUUAAGCUACUAUCAGAAGCCAGAAUAAUGUAGCCUGUUUUAACAGGAUCCAAACAACUCAGGACUUUUUAGCUAGUUAGGUAUUGGCUUUUUGUUUGUGUGUUUGUUUUUAAAUUUCUUGCUUUAUAUGUA
Mirounga angustirostris (Northern elephant seal) is the source of this 4484-nucleotide messenger RNA. It is a transcript of the gene BMP5, whose product is annotated as bone morphogenetic protein 5. The record is from RefSeq and is a predicted model, not a curated record. Gene Ontology annotation, molecular function: growth factor activity; cytokine activity. The transcript is spliced from 7 exons. Gene Ontology annotation, cellular component: extracellular region. Lineage: Eukaryota; Metazoa; Chordata; Mammalia; Carnivora; Phocidae. The coding region runs from base 893 to 2257 and encodes 454 amino acids.